UUCUCGACUGAAGAUCGUUGCUUCGUUCAAUGGUAAAAAGACCGCAAGGAGAAAAUUCGGGGGCGCCGACAUUUUACUGCCUCCAUCUCGGCGACGCUUUGUCCAACUUAGUGCGUUUCAUUCCGGUUCUUCUGAAACGGAAGUGAAUGCAAGUGAAUGAAAGUUUUUGCGAUCGAAGUUUGCUUAACACGUCGAUCUGGUUCAACUUAGUUUUGUCACAUGUGCCAAACAGAUUGAGAACUUGACAGCGAUCAAGUUUUUGUCGCGAAUCGAGAAAACGAGAAAAUCAAGAUCACUUUACGCGGCUCAACCAGGUCUUCGACAAGACUAUUGACGCUGUAUCCACUACAGCCACACUUUUCCUUUCUCUCUGUCUUGAUCAUCGAUAACUCGUAACCAUGAGUUAUGGUUACAAUAAGUACAGUUCCAGCAUGAGUUCUCGUGGUCGUGGAUUUGGUUCUCGUGGAAGUAGCUCUUACAGAGGGCGAGGUGGUGGAGGUAAUGACUGGAGCAGCAGUUCACCAGGAGGAAAUAUGUCUAGUAGAGGAAGUUAUUCGUCUUCUAGAGGUGGCAGAUUUAAAUAUUCAACAACUAGCUAUGACUCCAGAUCCAAGUACAAUUCUGGAGGAUCAGAAAGAUAUUCAAGCAGAGGCGGUCGUGGAGAGCAUUCUAACAGUUACAAAAGACCUCGUGACUCUUAUUCUGCAAGAGAUGAUCAUCGAUCCUCUAGCGAGUCACGCAAAAGGAUGAGAAGUGAUUCCUAUCAGGGUGGAGGUAGCGGUAGCGGUUCACAAAGGUAUUCGUCGUACGGAGGAUCAUCCGCAUCAACAACCUAUGACGAUAAUAAGGGAUCAUCGUCGUCCGGCGUGUACGAGGACAAGAGACAGAGCGAACGCGCAUCGUCCUAUCAUCGUUCCGAGGAUCGUCAUUCUGCCUCACGCAGCUACGCACCUCCGCCGCCCCCACGGAUUAGCGAAAUGGCGCCACCCCCGACUCAGAGAUACGCUUCGAGUCGCGGCAGAAUAUCGCAUCAAAACUCAAAUUACCGAGGUCGCAUUUCGACCCGCGGCAGCAGUGGCAGAGGGGGUGCGUUUCAUCGCGUGAGUUCUAGAUCGGACGUCGUUCUGGCUCGCAAGCGUUCUCUUCACUCGCUCGACUAUCGUCGAAAGAUGCUAGGCUCACGCUCACGAGACAGCUACAUCCAACGUAUGCGCUUGAACACUUCCAAACUGCGCAGGAGUAGCGGUACUACUAGGCUAGCCGGAAGUAAAAAGGACUCCGGAUCGGGAACCAGCGUGAAGGACAAGGAUAGAGAAAUGGCCAAGGCCAUAAAUGCGGAGUUUUCUGACGAUGAUGAGGAAGAAGAUGAUAAUAAAAGCACAUGGGACGAAGAAGAGAAGCCACACGAACGGGAUGAAGAAGAAGAAGAAAUGGAAGAUGAUGAAGAUAAGAAGAAAAAGGAGGAUAAACGGAAAAAGGAAAAACAGGAUAGAGAACGACAACAUACCGAAGACGAAGAAGAAAAAGAUGAUGAUAUCAAAGAAGAAGAGGAAGGUCAGAAACGAGAGGAAGACGAUGCUGAUGAGGAACGAGGCAAGAGUGAAAAGACGGAUCGUGAUAGAAAAGCGAGUUCCGAAGAAUUGCCGAGCAGGCGGGACGGUAGAAAAUUUAUAAAAUUGAAGUGUCCACAUUGCGCCCAUCAUAGCGUGACCUUCAAAGAAUACUCGCUUCAUCUAUUCUCUGGCCGUCACAGCGCGGCGAUGAAACGUAUCGCGGCUCGGCACAAGGCGACUCUCACACGCAUGAGAGUCGUCCAACGGCAGGAACAGAGACGCAUCGAGGCUCGGGAUGCAGCACGUGGUACAUUGCCCUCGCGUACUAUGUUCUGUGCCAUUUGCAAGUUGAAUUAUCGUUCUCUGAAAGCCGCUCAUCAAUUGUCCGAAUCGCAUCGUCAAAUGAAACGAUUUCUCACGCCGUUCUGUCGGGUUUGUCGCAUUCAAUUCCGCUCCCCGAUGUUUUUCGAAACACACAUGUGUUCCCUGGAUCAUAUUAAGAGAAAGAGUGUGCUGAGAGAUAGAAUAAACGGGGAUGGAAGCGGUGAACAGGAAGCGGAUUCGAGUGCGCCCGAAGAAGACGAGAAAGAAAUGAAUCUUGACAAUUUUAUGAUAACUUUGGAUUCUGUGGGCGAUGUUGACGGAGAUGAGGAAUCUAACGAUAAAAAGAAAGAAAAGUCAGAAGGUGAGAGUCCGAGUGAGACAGAGAAAAAGACGAAAAGCAAGCAGAUGAUAAAAGUUGGAGCGGAAUAUAUAAAACGCGUUGAAGUGCAAUAUUGUGAACUAUGCAAGGUCUAUCUGCCGCGUACCGAGAAUUCUGAAAGAGCUGUCGCUCUACAUUGUUCUACUCGUAGUCAUCUCAAACGGUACGUAUUGAUACAACGAUACGUUCGAGACAACGAUGACAAGGCGCUUAGACGUCAAGCCGAGAGAAUACAUCUGCAAUCAUCGUCGUCUUCUUCGGCAAACGUGAAUUCUACCAGUUCGGCCGUUAACACGCCAGAAGUUACCAAAACUUCUCCUGUGAAUUCCGAGCCGCAAGUGUCGACAAGCACCGCGCCAGCGACGGCUACGGUUGACAAUAACAGUACCAACGAUGUGGAAUAUAUUAAAAUCGAUGAUGACAAGUCGAACAGCAUGGAGUCCGAAAAGAACGCGAAAGAGAACAAGAAUAAUCAAGGCGACGAAGACGACGAUGACGAUUACCGUGCUCACGGCGUUGACAAAUUGAAUUGGGACGACGUCGAUAAAGAUUUGGGUGACAUACUGAGAGAGAGCGAAGCGGGCGCGUCGAAAUCAAGCGACGACGAGGACUCACGCUACGAUCGUUUCCGCAAUUCAGACAAAAAACAGCAGUCCGCAAAAGAAAAAGAGAACACGAAGAAUGAGAGUGACGACAAGAAUGGUAAUAGUAAAUCUAAAGAUGCGAGAAUCACGAUCGAGAAGAUGGAUCUAUAAGAUCCGCUGUAACUUUUGAUGAUCGAUGUUUACUUUGUUCGAUCUAUUUUCUGUCAUACUACUUCAAAACUAUCACAAAAUUUAUCAUAUUUCAAUGGUUUCAUCAUUUUGCAAACCAAGCGUAUACAUAAUAGAUAUACAUUAAUCAUUAGUUAAUGAUUACACAUCCGCUUGGUUCCACGAAGACAAUUUCUACGUAAUUAUAUAUUUUUCACCGUAUGAAUAAGCUUCGUUUGCAAGUUGCUACAAUUAAUGUGUCAAUUACAUGAGCAUUUAGCGUUAUCAAAUUUUGCAACUUCUUGAUUUGUAUAUUGAUUCAAAUAUAUAUAUAAUAUAUAUAUAUAUUAUAUAUAUACAUACAUUCAUACACAAGUACUGCGCUAUAUAUACAAUUGUUUUGCAAGAAUUUUGUGUGAGAUUGUCGUAAAAAAUCGUAAAUAAUUAUAAUUCAUUCUAUACAUAUAUAUACUAUCUGAAAAAUUUGACUACACGAGAUUCACAAUCUUUAGUUGUUAGCAACGUAACGAAAGGCACAUGAGCGAUGCGCCUUGUGAGAGAACAAAAAUAUAAAUUUAAUGUAUGGACUAUUGUAUGUAGGUUAUAAUAAAUUUACCAUUCUGUAGAGAAGUAACAACUCAGAAGUAUAAUAACUCGCGCUUAUCACACACACACACACACACACAGACGCCUUCCUGAAUUGAAUAGAAUCUUGAUUUUAUUAUACACAAAACUACAAAAAAAUGUUGAUUCAUUCUCAUAUUGAAUGUGCACUUUUGAACAGCGACUCGGAGCUACAACUGGACGAGGAAACGGUAUUCCGAAGAGAAAAAAAGAAAAAAGAAAAACAAUUAUUCAACUUGAUAUUGCAGAUG
This is a messenger RNA of Pseudomyrmex gracilis, 3883 nucleotides long. Its product is annotated as myb-like protein X. The transcript has 12 exons. NCBI's taxonomy places the organism in Eukaryota, Metazoa, Arthropoda, Insecta, Hymenoptera, Formicidae. The coding region runs from base 399 to 3011 and encodes 870 amino acids. Gene Ontology annotation, cellular component: nucleus. The record is from RefSeq and is a predicted model, not a curated record.